Messenger RNA from Ogataea haglerorum, 1362 nucleotides. RefSeq lists its product as uncharacterized. Lineage: Eukaryota; Fungi; Ascomycota; Pichiomycetes; Pichiales; Pichiaceae. The record is from RefSeq and is a predicted model, not a curated record. Gene Ontology annotation, cellular component: U4/U6 x U5 tri-snRNP complex. The transcript has a single exon. Gene Ontology annotation, biological process: mRNA cis splicing, via spliceosome; maturation of 5S rRNA. Bases 1 to 1362 code for a protein of 453 amino acids.
AUGCGUGAGUCGCGUCGAUCGACUCCUACGUAUUUUUUCGUAUUUGGCCUAGUGACUUCAGCCAUGGAGGUGUCUCUUUCCGUUGAGGAAACGAACCAAUUACGGGCAAAGCUGGGUCUUCCACUGAUUUCUACUGUUGAUAAACCUUUGGCUGCUCAAAAAAAGGGGAAUAGCCCGGAUGAAACGAACAAACUAAGAUCACAGUUAGGACUUUCGUUGAUCACAUCAGAAAAAACAGAUAAUGACCCGGAGUACGAGAAUUAUAAAAAAGUGGAGGAUGCGCGCAUAAAGCAAGAACGAUUGGAUGAGCUGCAGCAGCGAAUAUCCAAAACGAAGAGCGAUCUGCAACGGCGAAAGCUGGAAUCAGGGGAAACCCUUUUAGCGAGAUUAGACAAGGAAGAGAUCAACGACGAUGAAUGGUUGGCUAAAUUGGGAACCCCACGGGAACGAAAUAUAACACGCAAGAGAAAGUCAACUAUCGAGGACGAUGAUCUACAGGGUGUAAAUGUUGCUCACAGCAAAGAAGAUUAUGCAGAGCUAUUGGGAGAAAGCCAAGAAGUCGUGUUCACGCUGAAAGACAAGAGCGUGUUCGACGAAGAAGAAGACGAACUUGAAAACCACGAGCUUGUUAAACGUAAACGAGUCAAAGAAGUUCUGGAGGGUCAGGUGAAAGAGAAAAAAACCGACGAUAAUAAUGGACAGGAUAAUGGAUUUAAAAUCGGGGAGAAAAUAAUUCCUAAGAAGCAAACAAAGAAGCUCGUUUUAUUGGACUUGGAUGAUGAUGAGCAGGAGUCUCAGCCAUCUGACUACAGUGCCCCAGUAAUCAAGAAGUUAAAAUGUGGGGUUAGAAACAAACGGCGUGAUAAAGAAGAGCUGAAGGAGGCUAAUUUUCAGCAAUUGAAGCUCAUUAAUGAGGAUUUGGAAAAAGAUGACGACAUUGAGUUGAACAGAUUUUUGUCUGCCUCAAGACGACGAAGACAGGAAUCACGCCCUAUAGCGAUUGAAGAAGAACGCCCGGAAAUUGGAGCAGUGGUGUUAGACGAAGACGCAGAUUUCUUGGAGAAGCUCAACGGUGACGACGCUGUUGAGGACACAGUAAUGGGACGUGACGCUGCUGACACGACGGAGUCCAAAGCUAGCCUCACUCAUGUUUCUGAAAAACUCGCUGUGCUUCAUGACGAAGUCGAUGCGAAUAUGGGAUUGUCCCGUACCCUUAAGCUUUUGAAAGACAGAUCAGAGCUCGCCCCAAAGUCAGAUGGGUCCAGAAUCAACUUGGUUUAUAGAGAUGACAAGGGCAAGGUUCUCAGUCAGAAGGAAGCCUAUAAGUAUCUGUCUCAUCGGUUCCAUGGACAUAAGAAAUAG